AUCCUAAAGACAAGUUUAAUAGAUGCAUCACGAAAAUGGGACGGAGAAAGUGAAGAGAGGAGGUGAACAUUACGAAGUAACAACAACAACACUUAUUUCGUCAACUACUUCGCCAUUUGCAUUACAUCUCUUCUCUAUAACAUAAUAAACUCUUCACACUUUACCCAUUCUCUGCAAACUCUCGUUUCUUCCAUGGAUUCCUCCGCCGCCAUUCGAUCUUCUCACUGCUUUAUGUCCCAUAUGCAAUCCUCAUUUCAGAAACCAGUUGUAAUUCCCAUAAAAAAUGUUGGAUGGAACUUUCAAAGUAGGACUUUCAUCCAGAGCUUGGCAGUUAGUGUUAAGCACAAUGAUUCUCACAACAAAUGGAAGAAAACACUAGUGUCUUGCUCAAAACCAACAGAAGCUGUUGACACUACCAAGUCCGAGGCUUCUUUGGACAACAUUACAAAAGAAUCAUUGGAGAAAAAUCCUUUGCAAACAGCUACAUUUCCUAAUGGAUUUGAGGCUUUACUAUUAGAUAUAUGCGAUGAGACUCAAAUUGCUGAAGUGAAAUUAAAGGUUGGAGAGUUUGAGAUGCAUAUGAAACGAAGCAUGGGAGUAGCAGAUGCUCCAAUUUCCGACAUUUCACAAGCUACACCAUCGCCUGUUCCAACUAAACUCAUAGUUGAAUCAACAACUUCAACCCCACCACCUAAACCAUCUCCAGGAAAAACCAAUCCAUUUGUAAAUGAGUUCCAUGAUAAGUCACCAAAGUUGGCUGCAUUGGAGGCAUCUAAGACCAAAAAUUAUCUCUUGGUAGAAUCUCCUAUGGUUGGUUUAUUUCGAAGAGGUAAAACUGUGAAAGGGAAUAGGCAACCUCCUAUAUGUAAAGAGGGUGAUAUAAUCAAAGAUGGUCAAGUUAUAGGCUAUUUGGAUCAGUGUGGCACUUCACUUCCUGUGAAGUCAAAUGUGGCUGGAGAAGUAUUGAAGAUACUCUUUCAGGAUGAAGAGGCUGUUGCUUAUGGAGACCCUCUUAUUGCUGUCUCACCAGCAUUCAACAAUAUCAACUGAGCCAGCCUUUCAUAUUGUUGAUGAUUCGUUAGACACCAUAUAUGCUUUGUAUUCUGCUGUAACAAUCCAGUAAUGAUUGAUUUUGAAAAUACCAUAGAUAUUUUGCUUUAUGGCUAAGAAAAGAAAAUGAUGAAACGUAUUUAAUGUUAAUGAAUGAACAAGGUCUACAAGAUUAUUAUGCAUCAA
Molecule: messenger RNA, 1236 nt
Organism: Lathyrus oleraceus (garden pea)
Lineage: Eukaryota; Viridiplantae; Streptophyta; Magnoliopsida; Fabales; Fabaceae
Exons: 9
Coding region: 193-1050 (285 amino acids)
Source: RefSeq, a predicted model, not a curated record